Messenger RNA from Pleuronectes platessa (European plaice), 1070 nucleotides. It is a transcript of the gene coq10b, whose product is annotated as coenzyme Q10B. The record is from RefSeq and is a predicted model, not a curated record. NCBI's taxonomy places the organism in Eukaryota, Metazoa, Chordata, Actinopteri, Pleuronectiformes, Pleuronectidae. Bases 78 to 779 code for a protein of 233 amino acids. Gene Ontology annotation, cellular component: mitochondrion. Gene Ontology annotation, molecular function: ubiquinone binding. Gene Ontology annotation, biological process: cellular respiration; ubiquinone biosynthetic process. The transcript is spliced from 5 exons.
AGUGGGCGGGUCUAGGUGACCAAGGAGCUGCUGUCAGGAGAGAGAAGAAGAAGAAGAAGAGGAGGAAGAAGAGGAAGAUGGCGAGAGGAGGCCUGAGGAGAGUCGCUCAGUGUCUGAGACAGUCCGUCAGCCGAGACGUUCAGAGCAGGAACCACGUCAGGUAUCUGUCGUCAUGUGGGAUCCUGAUGACUCGGGUGCCUCCCCUCCUGAGUGCGGCCCAGUCGGGGCGUGGCGUCGUGUUGCCGGCCCGCAGCUUCUUCAACCUGGCCGACUCCUUCUCCAAGAAGAAGGAGUACUCCGAGAGACGCAUCAUCGGGUAUUCCAUGCAGGAGAUAUAUGAAGUGGUGGCCGGCGUGGAAAACUACCGCCUCUUUGUUCCCUGGUGUAAGAAGUCUGACGUGGUGUUUCGGCGAUCCGGUUUCUGCAAGGCCAAACUCAGCGUGGGCUUUCCUCCUGUGGUGGAGAACUACAACUCUCUUGUGACUACAGUGCGCCCCCACCUGGUCAAGGCGUCCUGUUCAGACGGGAAACUCUUCAACCACCUGGAGACGGUUUGGCGCUUCAGCCCUGGACUCCCGGGUUACCCUCGCACCUGCACCGUGGACUUUGGUAUCUCCUUCGAGUUCCGUUCCCUCAUCCACUCUCAGCUCGCUCACGUCUUCUUCGACCAGGUGGUGAAGCAGAUGGUGUCUGCGUUCGAGCUCCGCGCCUCCAAGGUAUACGGCGCCGAGACGCCCAUCCCCCGCGAGCUCAUGUUCCACGAGGUUCACCACACGUAGCGCCGCCCCCGAAAGGCAAACACAGAUAUCUGAUGCCAACGCCACAGAGGAUGAGGGAGGAGGAGGUGCUAGUGAAAGUUGCAGUGCCUUUCUCACAGCUACAACCAAGUUCAUUCCCAACUGUUUCAUAUCUGAUAAGUGACACGGACCCGGCUCCGAGCUUUCACCUUCAGGCUCAACACUUCAUUCAGUGGUUUCCACCGUCUGAGAAGAAUCUGAGUUCUCAGGUUGUGAGCGUGAAGGUGAAACCACAGCAGCUCUGUCAUCACAUCUGGAAACACCAGUCAUUCA